AUGUCUGCUCCACCAAUGCAGGAAAGAAAGCCGGUGAAGGACCUACAGACGGUCUUCCACUAUACGGAUACCAUGACUCGCAAACCGACAAGAGACAACGAUCCCUACGAAUAUCAAGCCGGCUUUGGUAACCGACACCAAUCCGAAGUCAUUCCCGGCACUUUGCCCGCGGGUCAAAACAAUCCCCAAGAAGCGCGGUUUGGCCUUUACACGGAGGGUAUCACUUAUUCUGCCUUUGCAGCCCCACGUCACGCCAACUUCAGCACUUAUAUGUAUCGGGUACGACCAGCUGCCGCUCACAAUGGCUACAAGGCAAAUAUCCCAAACAAAGCAGAUAUCGAAAACUGCUUCUUGACGCUCAACCCUAAAGUUGCGACGCUAGCAGAACAGGGCGAAUGGGCACCAUUUCCCUUGCCCAAGGAAGAUGAGAAGAUUGACUUUGUCGACGGACUGCACACACUUGGCGGAAGUGGAGACCCUAAUCUGCGCGAAGGAAUUGCCCUCUACGUGUUCAUGAUCAACACGGACAUGGAUCACCGGGCAUUCUGCAACACUGACGGUGACUUCCUGAUCGUCGCUCAGCUGGGAAAUUUGGAUAUCCAGACCGAGCUGGGCAAGUUGUUCCUGCAACCGGGUGAGGUUUGUGUCAUUCCUCGCGGCAUCCGUUUUGCUGUUCGCCUUGGUCCUGGUCACAAUGUUGCCCGUGGCUAUAUCACUGAAAUUUGGGGAUCUCGCUGGGAAUUGCCCGACUUAGGCCCCCUUGGAGGCCACGGACUGGCCAACCCGAGAGACUUCUUGCAUCCCGUUGCUUACAUCGACGAAAACCUUCAUGAGGACUGGUCCAUUGUGAACAAGGCAAACGGCUUGUACAAUGCCAUUGAGCAGGACCAUACCCCAUUCGACUUGGUCGCCUGGCAUGGUAAUGUUGUUCCCUAUAAGUAUGACUUGACCAAGUUCUCGUCGCAAAAUGCCACGUCGAUCGACCAUACCGACCCUUCGGUCAAUUGUGUUCUGACAGCUGCCUCUCGAGACCCGGUCACGCCAUUGGCUGAUUUCCUGUGGUUUGGACCGCGGUGGGAUGUCGCAUCCAACACCUUCCGUUUGCCUUACUUCCAUCGUAACUCAGCCACAGAGUUCCUCGCCAGUUUGUAUGGAAAUGGACUUGGUCGCUCUGACGAUUUUCUGCCCGGAGGAGGUAGCGUGGAGAUUAGCCACACCCCGCAUGGCAACUUCAGCGACGCCUAUGUAUGGGAGAUGCGGAACCAGGUGAACGAGCCUCGCAAGAUCCUCGAAGGUUAG
This is a messenger RNA of Penicillium maclennaniae, 1299 nucleotides long. RefSeq lists its product as uncharacterized. Gene Ontology annotation, molecular function: homogentisate 1,2-dioxygenase activity. The record is from RefSeq and is a predicted model, not a curated record. Lineage: Eukaryota; Fungi; Ascomycota; Eurotiomycetes; Eurotiales; Aspergillaceae. Bases 1 to 1299 code for a protein of 432 amino acids. Gene Ontology annotation, biological process: L-phenylalanine catabolic process. The transcript has 3 exons. Gene Ontology annotation, cellular component: cytoplasm.